Molecule: messenger RNA, 2735 nt
Organism: Arabidopsis thaliana (thale cress)
Lineage: Eukaryota; Viridiplantae; Streptophyta; Magnoliopsida; Brassicales; Brassicaceae
Gene: AHG2
Product: Polynucleotidyl transferase, ribonuclease H-like superfamily protein
Exons: 6
Coding region: 1087-2226 (379 amino acids)
Cellular component (GO): cytoplasm; nucleus
Molecular function (GO): poly(A)-specific ribonuclease activity; nucleic acid binding
Source: RefSeq, marked reviewed
AUCAUCUUUCCCUCUUUCCUUCCACCGAGAGCAAAACCUAAAAAUGGUCGUUUGAUUCUCUCUCUCUCUCUCCGUUCAAAAAUGCGCCGGCACAAGCGAUGGCCUUUGAGGUCUCUUGUCUGCAGCUUCAGCUCCUCUGCGGCGGAGACAGUUACUACUUCAACGGCAGCUUCAGCGACGGCGGCUUUUCCGUUGAAGCAUGUGACAAGGUCGAACUUCGAGACGACGCUGAAUGAUCUACGCUCACUCGUAAAGGCUGCAGAUUUCGUGGCGAUUGACCUUGAGAUGACUGGCGUGACAAGCGCUCCGUGGCGAGACUCCUUAGAGUUCGACCGCUACGACGUCAGAUACCUCAAAGUCAAAGACUCCGCCGAGAAAUUCGCCGUCGUUCAGUUUGGUGUCUGUCCCUUUCGUUGGGAUUCUCGUACUCAGUCAUUCGUGUCCUACCCGCACAAUUUCUUUGUAUUUCCUCGUCAAGAACUCACAUUUGAUCCACCAGCUCAUGAAUUUCUCUGUCAGACUACAUCAAUGGAUUUUCUUGCCAAGUAUCAGUUUGAUUUCAACACCUGCAUACAUGAAGGAAUAUCUUAUUUGUCCAGACGAGAAGAGGAAGAGGCAAGUAAGCGUUUGAAAAUGCUACACGGCGAGGACGGAAUUGAUUCAUCGGGUGAAACUGAAGAGUUAAAGUUGGUGCGAUUGGCAGAUGUUCUUUUCGCUGCAAGGAUGGAGAAAUUGCUGAAUGAAUGGCGGUCUGGCCUGUUACAUGGUGGGAAUGCGUCCUCUGAGUUUCCGAGGAUUUCAAAUGGUUCAAACCAGAGUAUGGAAACUGUGUUUCACCAUAUGCGUCCUGCUCUCAGUCUGAAGGGUUUCACUUCUCAUCAGCUCAGAGUUCUUAACUCGGUAAUGCUCUCUGUUUUACAUCUUUUCUUCAGGCUAUUUGUUUUUAAUCAGUUGGUUUUGGAUUUGGCUUUGUAGGUUUUAAGAAAGCAUUUUGGAGAUCUUGUGUACAUACAUUCAAAUGAUAAAAGUUCUUCUUCACGAGACAUUGUUGUGUAUACUGAUUCAGAUUCCGACAAGGAAAACCUCAUGAAGGAGGCAAAGGACGAACGCAAGAGAUUGGCAGAAAGAAAAAUACAAUCUGCAAUCGGGUUCCGUCAAGUGAUUGAUCUGCUUGCUUCAGAGAAAAAGCUGAUCGUUGGUCACAAUUGUUUCCUCGAUAUUGCACAUGUAUACAGCAAAUUUGUGGGUCCUCUUCCUUCAACAGCUGAGAAAUUCGUGGCCUCCAUUAACAGUCACUUUCCUUAUAUUGUUGACACCAAAAUACUCUUAAACGUGAAUCCAAUGUUGCAUCAGCGGAUGAAAAAGUCCAGUACAUCACUGUCUUCCGCGUUUUCCUCGUUAUGUCCGCAAAUCGAGUUUUCUUCAAGAAGCUCUGACUCGUUUCUUCAGCAGCGUGUCAAUAUUGACGUUGAAAUAGACAACGUUAGGUGUUCUAACUGGAAUGCAGGAGGAAAACACGAAGCCGGUUAUGAUGCUUUCAUGACAGGUUGCAUCUUUGCGCAGGCAUGCAAUCAUCUCGGUUUUGACUUCAAACAGCAUUCGCAGUUAGAUGACUUUGCCCAGAACGAGAAACUUGAAAAGUACAUCAACCGUCUUUAUCUCAGCUGGACAAGAGGUGAUAUCAUCGACCUUCGAACAGGCCAUAGUAAUGCAGAUAACUGGCGAGUCUCAAAGUUCAAAUACGAGAACAUUGUCCUCAUCUGGAACUUCCCACGAAAACUUAAGGCGAGAGGGAUCAAAGAAUGCAUAUGCAAAGCCUUUGGCUCUGCUUCUGUCACCUCUGUCUACCACGUGGACGACUCUGCGGUUUUUGUCCUGUUUAAGAACUCAGAACUUGUCUGGGACUUCUUAGCACUCAAGCGGCAGCUGGAGUCAAGCGACGGUCCAGUCUCAGUUCUUCACCCUUUAUCCAAGAUCCUUGAAGGAGGAAACACUGGAGCUGCAGACUACGAAGCAUACAAAGAGAUUUGCAGCUCACACGUCUCAGAGGUCAUGUUCUCUGACCAAGCUGAAACAGUUGGUGUCAAAUCAAGAACAAGACCCAACGCACAAUGCGAGACUGAGACAAGAGAGGAGAACACAGUCACUGUGACUCACAAAGCAUCGGAUUUGAUUGAUGCGUUUUUGGCCAAUAGAGUUGAAGUCGAAACUGCUACGAGUAAUUAACUAUGCCAUCUAACAUUUUUUUUGUCAACGUGAAACGCAAUAAUAUAAUACAAGAUAAUAUGUUUUGCGAUGACCAAAAUUUUGAUAAUGAAACAUAUGAAAUAAUGUGCGGAUAAAACAUCUAGAACUAUCAGUACUAAUAAAGUCAAACAAUUGAUCUGUUGGAGAUGUCAAUCUCAAUCAAGUUAUCUUCUGCUUCAAGUUCUUCCCAAAUCUCCAUGAUCAUCAUCUCCUCGUAAUAAUCUUCUCUACUCAGCCAACGUUUCUUCACACUCUCCAACUUUGCUUCUCUCACCAGACAGAUCUCUAUCAAACCCUCUUCUUCUUCAUGUAGGUUGGUUUCCGUUUCCAGACUUUUAAGCUCCUCCUGAUCAUGACGAUAAGAUUUGGAUUCCUUGUUACACACGGCAAUCGUGUGGAGAACGUUAGAGAGAAACAAGAUUGGGAUCAUGCAUAGAUUCUUCAAGAAAGAAAGUGAUAAGAUCAAUAGUGUCUUAUUGACUCCAUUU